This is a messenger RNA of Paramecium tetraurelia, 654 nucleotides long. RefSeq lists its product as uncharacterized. NCBI's taxonomy places the organism in Eukaryota, Ciliophora, Oligohymenophorea, Peniculida, Parameciidae. The transcript has 3 exons. The record is from RefSeq and is a predicted model, not a curated record.
AUGCUAUAAAUUCUAUUGUUUUUAGUGGUUUCGACUUUUGCCCAGGAAGAGACUGAGGAAGAGAUUCUUUCAAGGAAAAUUGGAGCUUGUUGGAUAAAGACAAUUAAGGAUAUCAAUAAUGAGAAGGAGAGUAUGACUCAAAUUAUCGAGAGCGUUGAAAACGGAAACAAAACCUCAAUAUUUCACAAGAUCCAAAUGUAAAUGAUUUUGUCUUGUGUCUAAGUAAUUGAUGUGAAUAGCGAGAUCUUAUCCAGUUUGGCAUACAAGGAAGUGGUGAAGGACUUUAAUUACAAACAAUUCAUUGGGAUGGAUGUAACUCUAACAAAGGAAGAGGAGGCUUUAUUGAAGAUAAUUAAGAAAUUGGAAAAGGAUUUAGGUGAAAUGGACAAGAAAAACAAACUUAAAUAAUCCUAUCAAUAGACUCAGAAGGUUGAAACAGAGUGGUAGAACGCAUGGAAGGAAUAGUCCUAAGAGUCUUCCUUGUUAUCAAAACCCAAUUAUUUCCAUUAUGCUUUUUUCCUAGUGCUGAUUGUUGCUAUUUUUGGAGGAGGUUAUUGGAGUUUAAAAUCUAUCUAAGCAAUGAACAAUUAAAAGAAUUCAAAAUAACGAAAGAGAAAUUGAUUUCUGUUUUAAUUAUAUCUUAAUAUUGUUAAU